Messenger RNA from Theileria parva strain Muguga, 1071 nucleotides. RefSeq lists its product as uncharacterized. Lineage: Eukaryota; Apicomplexa; Aconoidasida; Piroplasmida; Theileriidae. The coding region runs from base 16 to 1071 and encodes 351 amino acids. The transcript has a single exon. The record is from RefSeq and is a predicted model, not a curated record.
AGUAAGUCUGUUCCUAUGGAGUUUGAGGUUCUUGAGUAUCCCAAUAGUGACUGUUUGUUAUAUUUGUUAGGUAGUGAGUGUUCUAAGUUGUUGUUUGAUGGUAAGUGUGUGUGGAAUUAUGUGUCUGGUCCAUAUCCUACAUCUUUAUACUUUAAAUCAUCUGGUUUUCUAUAUCUGAACUUUGAUCCAUACUAUUAUUUAUAUGUGUAUGAUGGUAAAAGCUGGGUCCUCAAAAAAGAUCUUUCCCAUCGUCCUUCCGCUAAGUUAGAUCCUUCUAUGUAUCCCAAAGAUAUUACCAUUAUUACCGAAAAAACAGAAGAGUCCUUGAAGCUUGUCAAUAAUGAUACCAGUCUAUAUAAUGUCUAUGAUCAUGGCAAUGGAAUGCUCCUAUAUGUAUUCACUCCAAAUGCUAGAUGUGUUGAGGUAAAGUAUCGUGAUCAAACCGUUUCCAAGAGACAACCUGGUGCCUAUCCCACAAGAAUUCUCUUUGAUACUGAAUCUUUAACAUUCGAGUACGAUUUCCAGAAAACUUCUGCAAUCUAUAGACUUUCCGAUUCCGGCUGGUACCUAUCCGACGCCUUUGAUAAACUAGAAAAGAUCGAAAGUGAAAUACCUUCCUGGAUCGCCAAACAAUCCAAUUACAAAUUUGGAUCCAGAAUAUCCCUAUCUAAGCUCAAAAUAUUUACGUCUGACAACAGAAACGGUUCCGGUGCCAAACUGAUACACCUCAAAAGUUCCAUGUUACAUUGUAACAAGUGGAAUUCCGGUUAUUUCUAUCCAGUGAACGGACUAUAUCUAAAACUAGUAUACAACGGUCAUGUAGUCUUCAGGUCCACAGAGUAUCCAUACAGAGGAAGACCUACAGUAGUCCUGUUUGACCUUGAUAAUAAUACCGUAACUGUUUUCUUCAGUUCCAACUUCAAAGUAUCCAUAAAUCACAUAGAUGAUACAGAUAAGGAAACGGUUCUGGUGACCAAGCGUGAAACCAAAGAACCAGAUGCUGUUACAGAACCGUCAGAAAGUGUAUCCGAACCCAUUAUUAGUGGUUACAGGUUUGUACAGAUGGAAUAG